ACAUAAGUUAUGUGUUGAACAAAAAGGUAUUAAUGACGCUAUCAGAGUAUCACAUGAUGGGGAAGUCCAGCUUCCGAACUAAGUCUUAUGACAGAGUGAUAAGGAUUGUGCCAAUAAAGAAAUACUUACGAUUAAAUGUUAUUGUUAGAUUCAAAAUAACGUAAUGCGUUAUUUUUUAUAUUAAGGUUAAGGGUAUAAAAGAGCACAUCAACCAAGUUCGCGCCGCUUUACUUUUAUCACGAAAAAUAACAUUUCAGACAGACUAUUUUUAUAUUUGAAAAUGAAAGUUGUAAUUUUUAUUACAGUUGUAGCUUACGCCUGUGCUCUUUCAAAUGGCAGAUUUAACUGGCAUGAACCAAAACCAUUGUUUAACCUAGUUAACUCUCAACCAGAUUCUUCAAAACUUUGGGCAGUCCUUGUAGCAGGAUCUGAUUCCUGGUAUAAUUAUAGACACCAGGCAGAUAUUUGUCAUGCCUACCAGAUUCUUCAUGCUCAUGGAGUGCCAGAUGAACAAAUAAUUGUUUUUAUGAAGGAUGAUUUGGCAAAUAACCCAGAGUUUGUACCAGAGAUGUCAUCCUGCCAGGGCUUUCCACCUUCCUACAGUCCACUGGAUGUUGGUUCCCAGCACAUCUGGUGCUGGUUGCAUUUGAAAUGUGAACAGGUGGAGACAGAUUUUGGUAUGGAUGCUCAUCUGUUUCAAGGUGAAAAGGAUGUUACGCCACAGAAUUUUUUGAAUGUUCUUCAAGGAAAUGAAGAAGCAAUGAAAGGUAUUGGCAGUGGAAAAGUUCUGAAGAGUGGGCCGAAUGAUCAUGUAUUUGUGAAUUUUGCUGACCAUGGAGCACCUGGAAUAAUUGCUUUCCCCAGUGAUGUUUUGAAGGCUACUGAUUUAAAUAAAGCCAUAAAGAACAUGCAAAACAGAAAGAUGUAUGAAAAGAUGGUAUUCUACAUUGAAGCUUGUGAAUCAGGAUCUAUGUUUAAGAAUCUGCUGCCAGACAACAUCAGUGUGUUUGCAACAACAGCUUCCAAUGAUAGAGAAUCAUCUUAUGCAUGCUAUUAUGAUGAAGAGAGACGCACCUACCUAGGUGAUGUAUACAGUGUCAAAUGGAUGGAAGAUUCAGAUCAGGAACAACUUACCAAAGAAACAUUACAGCAACAGUUUCUUAUGGUAAAAAAGGAAACUAACACCAGCCAUGUUCAAGAGUAUGGUGAUUUGACCAUUGGGAAAAUGCAUGUCAGUGAAUUCCAAGGCAAGAAAAGUGUUCCUCUGAACUAUUCUCCAAAAAUUCCACUUGAUGCUGUUCCCAGUGAGGAUGUACCUCUAGCUAUUCUUCAGCGACGACUGGCUAAAGCAGGAGUAGAAGAAAAACCAAAACUGCAGGAAGAGUUUAACAGGCUAACCCAGAAUCGAAACUUCCUAAAAAGUAGAAUGAUGGAGUUAAUCUUGCUGCUUGGUCAUGAAGAAGAUGUUAUGAACAUUUGGAAUGAACAUAGUGAACUGACAGAAUUUGACUGCUAUUAUAAGCUAUUGGAAUAUUUUCAUGAUGAGUGCUUCGAUAUUACUUUGAAUCAAUAUACACUACGCUACUUGUAUUUGUUGGUGAACAUGUGUGAAGCUAAGAUUCCAGUGGAAAAUGUUCAGCAAGCAAUGGACCAAGUUUGUACUCAUCCACCAGUAUAUGGUAUCAUAUAAUACAACUUUUUUUACAGUAUUAAUAAAACCUAAACUUGUAUUAAUGUACUGAGCAAAUAUUCUGAUUAUUUUACACAAAAGUAAAAGUAUUAGUGUAUAUGCAAUAUAUCUGUUCAAUGUAUAGUUUCUUCUGUUGGUGAUCUUCGUUCACCUCAUGUUUAAACUGAUUAUCACUUAAGAAAAUACAAGGUUGUUGGUAUAACUGUAAUGUUUGGAUAAUCAAAACCACAGAGUUUAAGUCUACAUAAAAACUUUCAUUGUUCUUCAGAGUAAAGCUUGUGAUUAUAAAUGUAAUAAACAUCUAGAGGUCAGGACAUUGUAUCAUAAUUUAAAUGUUUGCUAAUGUGUAGAAUAAUGUCUGUCAAGUUUGAAUCCUUAACUGCAGCAUGUCCCAUCAUUAUUUUGAGCUUUCACACUCUUAUCCUUUUACAAAAAUAAGAAAAGUAGGUCUUUCAGGAUGUUUUCUUUGUUGUUAUAAUAUCAAGAACUAUGUUAUACAAAUUUAGUUAUUAGUAAAAUUAAAAAUGUUUAAUUCAGUAUUCUAACAAAGCAAGAAAAUCCAACAUAUAUAUGUAACAUUUCUGUUAAACUGAGUCACACAUUAACAUCUAAACUUCAACUUUCAUGAUCUACUUACUAAGAUGUCAUGCUGAAACAUUAUGCCCUUUCAUGUAAAGGUGCAUAAUUAUACAAUUUUUACCAUAGCUGACAAAUAUUUUUGUCACAUUACUCUUCCAUUUUGUUAAUAUUUUAAAUUGUUUAUUUUCUACUUUAAUGCUUUUGUACCAUGUUUAGAAUCAUGAAAAAAACUUUUAUGACAGAAAUAAAAACCUAACUUUCAUCA
Messenger RNA from Limulus polyphemus (Atlantic horseshoe crab), 2534 nucleotides. RefSeq names its product legumain-like. Lineage: Eukaryota; Metazoa; Arthropoda; Merostomata; Xiphosura; Limulidae. Gene Ontology annotation, biological process: vacuolar protein processing. The transcript is spliced from 13 exons. Gene Ontology annotation, molecular function: cysteine-type endopeptidase activity. The record is from RefSeq and is a predicted model, not a curated record. The coding region runs from base 281 to 1690 and encodes 469 amino acids.